Molecule: messenger RNA, 895 nt
Organism: Leptopilina boulardi
Lineage: Eukaryota; Metazoa; Arthropoda; Insecta; Hymenoptera; Figitidae
Exons: 2
Coding region: 1-327 (108 amino acids)
Source: RefSeq, a predicted model, not a curated record
AUGGAGGAUAGAAAAUUAAUUAAGCUUCUUGGUGAAGAAAUUGGUAAAAGGAAUAUAAUUUACGACAAGCAAUUCACAAUUCCUCAAUAUUCUAACCGAAGUCGUUUGGUGACAAAUGCGUUUGAGGAAACAGCUGCGGAAAUUAAAAAUAAAGAUCCAAGUUAUUUUUGGUUAAAAGGCGGAAAAGUCGAAGAUUUAUUUAAAAAAAUUAGAAACAAGUAUUGCAUUAUUUCCAGAAAAAAAUUCCAGACAGAGGAGGACAAAAAAUUUUUGGAAACAUUUUCCUUUUUAAAACAUAUUGUUCAAAUUAGAAGUGAUAAAAAAUGAUUUGUAACAAGUAAUCUAUUUUAUUUACAUUUCAAUUUAUUGGUGAAUAAUAAUUUAUACAAUUAAUUACAUCGCAGUAUUUUUAAUAAAUUUGAAAAAAUUGUAUUUUAGUACCAAAUUAUUUUAAAUCUUAUGUUGAACUUAUCGACUUCACAAAUAUGGGAUCGAAAACCAAAACUUGGAUGUAAUGUUACAAUUAUUUCCUUUUGUUCUUGGAGUAACUUAGGAUUCCGAUGUCUCUAGUAAGUCAAAAAGGAAUUAUUUCCGGUGAUUAAUCUGACUCCAUCCUGAGUUAGUUAUUUGUAUGUGUUGUCAUAUGUAUGCGUAAAACCCGCAAUGAACUGCUCCGCGAAGCAGGGUGCGCGGGUUUUGCUAUUAUUGAUGUAUUAUUUUUAUUUUAUUUUGUAUCUUUUGAAUAAUUUGAAAAAUAUGAAACACUUAUUCAUUUUAGGAAUUGAUCUUAAAAAUAUUUUAUAGAAGAUAAAAGAUAAUUGAGUAAAUUGAAAAAAAUUUAUUUUGAAAAAGCAGACAUUUUUAUUUAUUAUAAAUUAUAUCGAGAGUUGCAGAA